Molecule: messenger RNA, 1302 nt
Organism: Candidula unifasciata
Lineage: Eukaryota; Metazoa; Mollusca; Gastropoda; Stylommatophora; Geomitridae
Source: the annotation of a GenBank genome assembly
AUGGGAAAAGUAAAGACGCAGAGAAAACGACUUCAUGAACAAAUUUCUGACGAACAACAUGCUCAACCGAGCAGUCGUGUACGGAAAGAAAAGAAAAGAACAGAAGAAGAUGUGUUUGUUGAUGAAAAACUGUCAAAAAAGAUCUUAGCUCAGGCACGCAGACAAGGAGAGGAUUUAGAAAGAGAACACGACGGAAUAGAGCAUGGUUCACGGAAAAAAACACCAAAGGGAAGGCCACUGCCACAGAAGCACAUUAAGCUGGGAGGAGCCACAGCUGCCGACAGCGACUCUGACGAUGAAGAGGCCAGCAAGCACCUGUUUGACAAUUUCAGCAAUCUGGAAAAGACUGUCAUGGAAAUCAAUGACGAAGAUGAGUAUGACCUGAGAAAGUUCAUGAAUCCGAAUCCUGCACAAAGGAGAACGUUAGCAGAUAUCAUCAGUGAGAAGCUGGCAGAGAAGAAGACUGCUAUGACAGAGAUGAUGAGUGAUGCUCCAGUUGAGGAAGAAAUCGAUGAGACAGUCAGAGAACAUUUCAUAAAAAUUGGAGAAGUGCUGUCACAUUAUAGAAGUGGAAAACUGCCCAAAGGUUUUAAAGCAAUUCCAAGUUUUCCAAACUGGCAACAGCUUGUUGAAUUGACAAGGCCUGAGAACUGGACAGCAGCCUCCAUCUAUGCAGCAACAAGGAUUUUUGUCUCAAAUCUCCCGAAGUAUCAUUUCAAAGACUUUUGUUCAUUAAUCCUCCUGCCCCGAUUGAGAGAUGACAUUAUUGAAUACAAACGCCUGAACUUUCACCUCUUUCAGGCACUGCACAAAGGCAUAUACAAACCAGGAGAUUUUUAUGAAGGAAUUGUUCUUCCCUUGUGUGAGGCAGGGGACUGUACUCUCAGAGAAGCUACAAUUGUUGCAGGAGUUGUUGCCCAGUCAUCCAUCCCUGUAGGCUACUCAGCUGCAGCCUUGAUUCUCAUAUCCAGGAUGGAUUAUAAUGGAGCUAACAGUAUCUUCAUGAGGGCAAUCAUCAACAAGAAAUACUCUUUGCCCUUGUCUGCUAUUGAUGCUGUAGUUGAACAUUUUAUGAGAUUCAUUGACAAAAGAGAGCAGAUGCCAGUGUUAUGGUUUCAAUGCUUGUUGAGUCUGGUGCAACGCUACAAGCAUGACUUGACCAAACAGCAGAAGUCACAGCUUUUAAAAUUGAUUUCAGCUCAUGAACAUCAUGAUAUUUGUCCUGAGAUCAGACGUGAGAUAACACAGAGCAAGCGGAGUAGGGGUGAUCCAGAAGUAGAUGAUGAGAAUAUGGCUGUGUAA